GCAUAGCCGACCUUGUGAAGUGUGCAGUGUCGUCAUCGGGCGACUCCGUGAACGUAGAGCUCACAGGGCGUUUGUUUAGCCUUAUUGUGUAUACAUAACAAGAAGGAAAAUAAGGGACGAGGCGAAUUUGGAGAGAUCUUAACCCAACUAGCAUAAUGGCGUUACCCUUCUCAGCAAUGCCUGGACCCCGGUGCGUUCCAAUAUUUGGCUCGGCGUUAAAUUAUACCAAGUUAGGUCCUUACAGAUUUGAACGGCUUCAUCUUGCUAAACUGGAAUACUACCAGCGUUACGGGCGGAUAUACAAGGAAAAACUUGGACCGAUGACAGUGGUUAAUUUGUUUGACCCAGUCGACAUCGCUAAAGUAUUCCGUGGUGAGGGAAAGUAUCCCAAACGACCUCCGAUGCCAAUAGUCUAUAUCGCUGAAAAACGAGAAAAGUUUGCCCUCGGAAUAGGUUCUUUACAAGGCGAGGCCUGGUUCAACGUGAGAAAGUCAGUUCAGAAGAUGAUGAUGCAUCCAAGGGCAGCCUCUGUUUAUCUCCCGGCACAAAACGAAGUAGCGGACGAUUUUCUUCAACUUCUGUUAGACAAACGAGAUAGAACAAGCGGCGAAGUAUCAGAGCUGUUCUCUUACGUCACCAAAUAUGCCAUGGAAUCUAUCGGCACAGUAUGUUUCAACACAAGACUUGGGGUAAUGGAUGACGAUUUAUGUCUUGGUUCUGACGCCAACAAGAUGAUAUCGUCGUCACAAGCCAUGUUUGACGCCGUGCAAAAAACGAUGUAUGCGUUUCCGUGGUAUCAUUUCUUUCGAACACGACUGUACUCGCAGUUUGUUACUGGAAAACGUGGAUGUAACGAACUUGCGCUUAAAUAUCUCAAUGCCGCUAGAGAGAAAUUUGGGGAGGUUAGCUCCAAUGAUUCUGAAAACAAUGACAGUUUCCUCUCCGCUGUGCUAUCGAAUAAGGCUUUGUCAAACGAGGAUGCAGUGAAUCUGACCGUAGAUUUAUUUACUGCAGGGAUAGAUUCAACUGCCAGCGCUCUGUCCUUUGCUCUCUAUCACCUGGCCAAAAAUCCGGCUGAACAAGAAAAGCUUUAUCAGGAAAUAUCCACAGUGAUACCCCGCGGAUGUUCAGUGAGCGUCAGUCACAUAGACAACAUGCCGUACCUGAAAGCAUGUAUUAAAGAGUCCUUCAGGCUCAAUUUCCCAGUGGAAGGGGGGACGAGGAGGUUUCUGGAGGAAGAUACUGUACUUGGAGGAUACAUGGUGCCUAAAGGGGCUUUGAUUGCCAUGAACAAUCAAGUAAUGUGUCUUCAAGAGGAAUAUUUUGAACGUCCUGAAGAAUUUCUGCCGGAACGCUGGUUGAAGAAAGACAGUAGAGACAUUCAGGCACCACCACCAUUCGUAAUGAUGCCUUUUGGAUACGGCCCUAGAAUGUGUAUAGGGAGGAGAUUUGCUGAACAAGAAAUAUACCUAGCUUUGAUUAAGAUUGUUCAAACUUUCCGGAUGGAAUAUCAUCAUGAACCUAUUGGCAUGAUUAACCGAGUGUUCACAAUGCCGGACAAGGCGCUCAGGAUUGCCCUUUUUCCAAGGGACUGACCAGUUGUGCUCGGCAAGUCUUACUUCGAGUUCUGUAUCACCUGCUACGCACGUUAAAGGUGAUUUCUACAGGCGUCUUUUUAUUGAACCACACGGAUGUAAUCUAAGAUGACUAGGGACUGUUCUACAGGUUGUCACGUCAAUUACAUACGCCUUGUUGCAUUAAGCUACUCGAUUUUCUUCAAAGCUCUUAGUUUGGCUUAGUCACGGAUGGUGCUUCUGAUCGAUUACAUUAUCAAUUUUGAUUUUUGAAGAACUGCACGACCAGGAAGGCCAGUAUAAAAAAACUAAAAUUCGGUACAGAUAUCGCCUUCUUCACUUGUAAUGAAAAAACGUAAAGAAAUCGGAAAAAUACUGUACC
This is a messenger RNA of Lingula anatina, 1956 nucleotides long. Its product is annotated as cytochrome P450 10-like. The record is from RefSeq and is a predicted model, not a curated record. NCBI's taxonomy places the organism in Eukaryota, Metazoa, Brachiopoda, Lingulata, Lingulida, Lingulidae. Gene Ontology annotation, molecular function: monooxygenase activity; oxidoreductase activity, acting on paired donors, with incorporation or reduction of molecular oxygen; heme binding.